GCGGGACUCUCUGCCCCUCUUAUUCUUCCUCAAUACUUACCGAAUAACGACACGAACACGACCGCGGUUCCGUUCUUUUCCCUCGACCCUAAUACGAACGACUGGUUCUCCCUCUGAGAGCUUGGUCUUCCAAUAAAGAGAGCUGCAAAAAGUCAACAUGGGCAAGGCAAACAAAACCACGAAGCAUGGUGGCGCAUCAAGCACACCAUAUGAGCGGCCAGGCAAGGGCGGCAAGGCCAAAGCCGGGAACAACAUCUUCAAGUUCAACACAUCAUCCUACGGACAGCACAUCCUGAAAAAUCCGGGUGUAGCCGAGGCGAUCGUGCAGAAAGCGAACUUGAAGCCCACAGAUACCGUGCUUGAAAUCGGUCCGGGUACUGGCAAUCUUACUGUCAAAAUUCUUGAAAAGGCCAAGAAAGUGAUUGCCGUUGAGGUUGAUCCCCGUAUGGCGGCCGAGGUGACAAAACGUGUCCAGGGUACACCCGAGCAACGAAAACUUGAGGUACUUAUGGGCGACGUCAUCAAACUGCCCAACGACAAACUGCCGGCAUUUGAUGUGUGCAUCAGCAAUACACCAUAUCAAAUCUCAAGCCCUCUCGUCUUCAAACUGCUUAGUCUUCCCAACCCACCGAGGACCAGCGUUUUAAUGUUCCAAAGAGAGUUCGCUCUGAGACUGACAGCGAAGCCCGGCGACCCGUUGUAUUGCAGACUUUCGGUCAACGCACAGUUCUGGGCUCGGAUAACACAUAUAUUGAAGGUUGGCAAGAAGAACUUUAACCCACCGCCCCAAGUUGAAUCAUCUGUUGUCAAGAUCGAACCCAAGACUGGCCACGAUCGUCCAAAUGUGUCUUUUGAAGAAUGGGAUGGAAUGCUUCGUGUAUGCUUCAAUAGACGCAACAAGACGCUCAGAAGCAGUUGGUUAGGAACGAAGGAAGUCCUAGCCAUGAUCGAACGUAACUACCGACUCUUUUGUUCGAUGAACGACAUUCCGCUCGAAGAAGGCACCAUCGAAGGCGUCGAUGAUGAGGACAUGGACCUUGACGAGAACGUAGAACCUAGCGCAGGCGACGAAGAUGUCGAGGCCUUCGGAAGCAUGGACAUGGACGGUGCCGCCGGCGAAGAGGAUACGCUAUCUUUCUUCCAAGAGCUGAAGCAGGCAUCGAGCUCAAUGCCGAAAACCCUGUCGAAAAGGCCCAGAAGCAAAGUCAACGCUCUCAUCCGCGAGAAGAUCCGAAAGGUUUUGGAGGAUGAUACGAACCUGGCAGAUCAGCGUUCAGGCAAGUGUGACGAAAACGAUUUCCUGAGAUUGCUACAUGCUUUCAACCAGGAAAACAUCCACUUCUCUUAACCUGUGGACGGGGACAGCGUUUCAUUUUCCAGAAGGCGUUCCAAGGUCAGAGGGAGGACAAAAGAGAAAAGGAGCAACUGGAGUUUUGGAGUUCACAUCACAUUUACAACAAAAGAUUUUGCUCGGCGGGGGUAUAUAGAUCGUUGUUGAUACCAAGUCAUUAUUAG
This is a messenger RNA of Truncatella angustata, 1515 nucleotides long. RefSeq names its product S-adenosyl-L-methionine-dependent methyltransferase. The coding region runs from base 158 to 1348 and encodes 396 amino acids. The transcript has 10 exons. The record is from RefSeq and is a predicted model, not a curated record. NCBI's taxonomy places the organism in Eukaryota, Fungi, Ascomycota, Sordariomycetes, Amphisphaeriales, Sporocadaceae. Gene Ontology annotation, cellular component: mitochondrial matrix. Gene Ontology annotation, biological process: rRNA methylation. Gene Ontology annotation, molecular function: rRNA (adenine-N6,N6-)-dimethyltransferase activity.